Neospora caninum is the source of this 462-nucleotide messenger RNA. Its product is annotated as putative troponin c, isotype gamma. Gene Ontology annotation, molecular function: calcium ion binding. The transcript is spliced from 5 exons. The record is from RefSeq and is a predicted model, not a curated record. Gene Ontology annotation, cellular component: myosin II complex. Bases 1 to 462 code for a protein of 153 amino acids. NCBI's taxonomy places the organism in Eukaryota, Apicomplexa, Conoidasida, Eucoccidiorida, Sarcocystidae.
AUGUUUAUCACGCCCUUCAGUCUCUCGCGACAACGGCGCGCGGAGCUGAGGCAUGCCUUUGACGAAUUCGACACCAAGAAGGCCGGACACUUGAGUCUGGAUCGAUUUAUUUUCUUGCUCAAGUCCAUAGGCGUGAACAUAUCCAGGAGAGAUUUACUGGCCAUAACUGCAGAGAAUCGAGAAAGAGGGGAUUUCUCUUUCGAAGACUUGAUGAGCGUAGCUUCGGUUGUGUACAACGACGUCGCAAUCGAGCGCGGGCUUGUGGACGCUCUCAGACAAAUCUGUCCAAAGAAUUCCAAAACAAUUCCAACUGCAUCGCUCCGGGAACACCUUCUGAAACUUGGAAUGGGAAUCAAACUCACCGAAGAGGAAGUUGACAUGUUUCUGCGCAUUGAAUGUGACCCAAACGGCAAGGGCGUCGUCGACUUCGAGACUUUUAUUUACAGGGUUUUACGCGACUAG